ACCCCCUGUGACCGGUGACCUGGGCCGGGCCGGGAUGGCCACCGCUACCCCGCCGCCUGUGCCACUGGUGCUCGUCGCCCUCUCCUGUCUGCCCCACUUGGCAGAGGCGGCGAGCGACACGACAGGGGUGCUGACGGUAGUCGCGAUCGUGUUGGGGUGCUCCGUGGUCGCCGGAGGCCUGGCCGUCAUCGGAUGGUACUGUUGGAAACAAAACAGGAGAGAGCCCUCCGUGCAGCCCAAGCCCAAGCCGCCGCCGCCUCCCAAACCAGCCAACUCGCCACUACCACCUGCCAACCCGCCAAUGAUGCUGGUCGCGCAGUCACCGAUGCCAGGAAUGCAGGGAUUCAUGAUACCCGCAGGAGGUAUGAUGAUGGGGUACCCGGCGGGGAUGUCGCCGUCGCCCGGUACCGCCUUGUACCAGGUACCCGUACAGCAGCAACCAUCGCCGGCUCCCCCCGACAACACAUCAGUUGAGGACCUGGAGGGCAAUAACGCCGGCAAGUAGACACUGGCGCGCAUCGGUGACCACUCGGGGAUGAGCCUCGCGGAGGCAUAAGGGCAGGUCAGACCGGAAAACAGGCGACUGUUGAGGAGCUUCGGUGAAAAUCGGCAAGUGUCUUAGUGUGAAAAGUGAUUGGCAAUAUCCUGGUGCGGUGGCUACAUAAAAGAGGAAAUUGCA
This is a messenger RNA of Amphibalanus amphitrite, 679 nucleotides long. RefSeq names its product early nodulin-20-like. NCBI's taxonomy places the organism in Eukaryota, Metazoa, Arthropoda, Thecostraca, Balanomorpha, Balanidae. The record is from RefSeq and is a predicted model, not a curated record. The transcript has 4 exons. The coding region runs from base 35 to 505 and encodes 156 amino acids.